Molecule: messenger RNA, 2960 nt
Organism: Papilio polytes (common Mormon)
Lineage: Eukaryota; Metazoa; Arthropoda; Insecta; Lepidoptera; Papilionidae
Product: armadillo repeat-containing protein 2
Exons: 20
Coding region: 202-2904 (900 amino acids)
Biological process (GO): cilium organization
Source: RefSeq, a predicted model, not a curated record
CUUAAUAUCUAUGCCUAUUUGUCACAAAUGUCAGGGGUUAUCAAGAUGGAAAAAAUGCGUUUCGUAAACAUGUAUGGCAAUGGGCGAUAGGGUGCCUCGACGUAGUGUUGGCGCCCCUUUCUACGCGCCCCCGCGGCGUAAGACCUCUGCGGAGAUCAUCAGUGAGGCAAGAGCUGCUAUAUUUGACGUAAUUCCCCAGAAAUGAGCGGCACAUCGAGUGGCUCUAGUGUGGGCGGGCUGCGGUCGCUGCGCACGCGCCGGCCCUUCACGCCACGCGAGCCACAACGCACACUAUUUACUGACCGCGCUCGUAAGCGUGACCCCAGACCACCUAGUGCAUUUGAUCUCAAGUAUCUCAGUCUGACAGAAGAUAACGAAGGACCUCCGAUAACGAGCAAACGCAUUGCGAGCUUUGCUGAAGAAGAAGCAAGUCCAGAACAUAAAACAGAUAAUAAACAUACAACGAAGAAGGAUAAUUCGAUGAAAGAUGGCAUUACAUGGAGUGGAUUUACCAAAUUACCACAUCUCAGUGGUAGAAGUAAACCUUUACAUCGGAGAAACACAACAGGUCAAAUAACAGUAGAAGCCCCGUCCACAAUAUCUAGUAUAUCCCAAAGUAUAUUGAUAACAAAACCAUUAGGAGUAAAGAGUGAUGUGGAAUCAACGAAAAACGUAUCCAAAGAUUUACAUGGGAAUAAACCACAUGGUGAUACAGCAGCAAGCAAACGGCGUACGUUCGGAAUAAUAAAAUCAGUAUCUUGUGAUGGCUCCGGUAUCGGAGAUAUUCCAGUCAGACAUCUAGCGCUACAACUUCCUAAUACAUCUUAUGAUAAUUAUGAAAGUAUGACAACUCUAGAAUUAGCAGAAGCAUUAACAACACAGAGCAGUCAUGACGUUGAGAAGACUCUACUAUUAUUAGAACCGCUGCAGAACAUUCUAGAAAAGUCUACGCCUUCAAACAAUCUGCGUGAACUGGUCAUCCGCUCCCUCUAUGUUCAUAUUGAUAAUGAAGAUGAACGAAUACUGGUGGCUAUUGCUAGAGCUAUGCUUACGAUGCGGGUAACCGGUAAACAUUUGGCUGCUGCGUGCAAGUUGGUCUUCAAAAUUGCAAGGAACGACAAAAACGAUCAUUUCUUCAGGAACAGUAACUUAUUAGAACUCCUUGUGGAAGGAUGUGGUCGAGCGGACCCGUUGGCGGAGAGCGAAUGUUGCGUGUACGGCGCGGGGGCGCUCCGGUUCCUCGCACUGGAGCCCCGGCUGUGUGUACUGGCACACGAGGCCGGAGCCCUACACCUCGCAGCGCUGCAUCUCAAGAUAUUCAAUAAUGCGAAAGCAGAAAGACCACGUCAAGUGCGGGAGCAAGCUACACACGCACUAUAUCAGCUGACUGGAGCGCUGCGGAACCUGGCGAAUGGUGGAGCGAAGACAGCGACUGCGUUUGUCAACAGCGGCGCGCUCGGGGAACUGCUGGCUGCUCUACCACUGCACACUGAUAGAGAUGUGCUCACUAAUGUGGCGCGAUGUCUUAGCGUCUUGUCAGCCGAGGACGCGUGUUGUGAAUGGCUGUGUACUUCGCCGUGCAGCGCUCGAGCACUAUUACGAACGCUAGCGGCGUGUGCGUCCCGCGCCGCGCUCGCUGUCAGACUGACGUAUACUCUAGGCAACAUGGCCGCCGCGGAUGAACAAGCUAGGAUAAACAUUUAUAAUGAAGAAGGAGGUAUUGACGUGAUUCUGACUAUAUUAGAAUCUUAUACAAGACGCAAGGACAGAGAUACUAAAGAUUUGGAAGAGGAUACCGACCUACAUUUGGUUGGUUCAGAUUUAGGUGGAUCAGAUGGCUCGAACGAAGAUGUUCUGAUUAAGACGGUACGUGUGGUGGCCAACCUCUGCCUGUCAGAUCUGGCCGGACGUGGUAUUGCGAUGCAUCAUGCCCAACGAACUAUCAGAGCUCUGCUUGCCUGUCUUGAUGUAGCAGAGAAAGCUCCUGAUAAACUGGUUAGUGAAACUGAAGAAAUCAACGACGGUAGUUGGAACAUGGAUCGUCGAGAGGAAUUAGCUACGGCCGCUCUUGCUACCCUCAACAACAUCACCUUCUAUCUUGAGCCUACCGAGAAUCUGGAUCCUUUGGACGAUCAUAUAGAACAGCUUUGUAAAGCAACCUGUCGCUGGCUGCACAAGGCGGGCGACGCGUGCCGGCUGUCGGCGUGCGAGGCGGUGCGCGCGCUGGGCAACCUGUCCCGCUCGAGUCGCGCUGCGCGGUGGCUGGUGCUAGAGGGUGCGCUUGAUGCAUUGCCUCCGUUUCAGGAACACGAGGACGCUAGUGUGCGGUACGCGGCGGCGGGCGUGCUGGUGAACGUGUGCGGGUCCGGCGCGGAGCCCGGGGCGGCGGCGGGUGCGGCGGCGGCGGCGCUGCGCGCUGCGGCCAGCUCCCGCGACGCGCCCGCCGCCGCGCUGCUCGCCCGCGCGCUCUGGAACUCACAUGCACACCGCCCCCUGCCGCCCGCGCAUGCACAUCUUAUAACUGCCGCACUCGCUGCGUUUAUUGACGAUGAUUCCGUGUUCACAGCGUGCGCCGCGCCGCGCUCCGACGACUGUGAUCCGGAUAUCAAACGACAUCACGCGAAGUUCGGUGAGUUGGAUAAUCAACGACUCCACAUUGAAGAUCCUAAACAGCGCAAAGCUGAGCCCGAUGAUCACCAUGGUUCAGGAGACGAAGACUGGGAUAGAACGGGAUACUCUGGGGAGGAUUUGGGUUUCGAAGAAGGGGAUAUAACUAUAGAAGAUGAAUGUGGUUGUGAACCAUGCAGGCGGUUGGCUGCCUGGGAUGAGUUAGUGGGUGUGGCGAUACCACUACUGGAGAAGUUAAAACCACCCAGAGCGGAUGCCUCCGUUGGGACUGAGUGAAUUAUAUCGAUUAUCAUGUAUGUUUAUUUUAUUUCUAUGUUUAUGUACUUUGUCGA